This is a messenger RNA of Necator americanus (New World hookworm), 2130 nucleotides long. RefSeq lists its product as uncharacterized. Gene Ontology annotation, molecular function: ubiquitin-protein transferase activity; protein binding. Bases 1 to 2130 code for a protein of 709 amino acids. Gene Ontology annotation, cellular component: cytoplasm. Lineage: Eukaryota; Metazoa; Nematoda; Chromadorea; Rhabditida; Ancylostomatidae. The transcript is spliced from 18 exons. The record is from RefSeq and is a predicted model, not a curated record.
AUGAGAUCCAAACUCUGCUCCUCAGCCAAUCAUCCAAUCAAGGAUUUUCGACAAGGAUCAAGCACGAAAUCGAUGGACGCAACGAUAUGCGCGGCACUGAUAAGCGAUAUGAUCACGUGCGGUGACAAUGUGCGAUCAGCACGGCCAGCGCCGUUCUGCGUUCAUUGUUGGUCAACGCAAAGUCUUUUCAGUGGUGUUCCGACAGCUGAUUCGCAGGUGCAAAAGCACGAAAUCGUCCCUCCUCCUACCUCGUCGCUCGACUUCACGUGUCAGUUCAACUUGGAUUCAGCUCAGGCUAUGCCACGAAGUCACGCUUGCAGUACAUGUAUGCUCGCCACCAUACUGCAGUCGUUUCACAUAGGGAUGGGUUCUUGCCUGUGCAAAGAGAAAGCACGUCGUAAUCACGACAGCAAUAGUAGUCGUGGUUCACGCGCGUGUCGCCGUACUGAGGAGCGCAAUAGGUCGCCCCAGUCGUUCGAACAAGAAGUGGACUUCGAAACAGAAGGAUCAUCACAGCUCGGUCGUCGUAUGUCUAUGACGAAUUAUGUGGGGAAUGACGUUAAGGAUCUCAUUAGACAGACAUUAAAAGUGAUAAGAUCACUGGUCAACAACGAACAAGAUCCACCAGCCUCCCUUCUUAAGCUCAACAUGAUUGCUGAACGAGAAAAAGGCUGGCUGUUGGUUGUAGAAUCGUUGAUUGAAACGGUGCCUGAUGAUGAUUCUUUGGGUCCAGCUGUGAUUACACUGUUUCUUGAUGAAUGUCCACUUCCGUCCAAGGACACAGUCCAUAGACUUUUAUGCUCUCUGCGUUUGGAUCAGGCUUCCUCAUCUUCUUCGACUCGUAAACGAAGUUGGCAUAGAAAUACUUGCAUUGUUCUUGGCUCUUUGGCGGAGAAACUGGCCGGGAGCAGCAGUGUUGCCAUGUGCAAUCCAACGACUUUGAAUUAUCUAAUUUCACGAAUUGUACCUCCAUUCACACAAGCGCGUGUUGUACUUUUCGCGUUGCUGGCUUUGGAGAAAUUCGCUCAAACUAGUGAAAAUCAGUUUCUAAUUUCUCGCACUCUGGAACAAGCUGCAUCUCAUCCUCUCAAGCAGCUCGAAGAAUGGCGCCACUGCACGAACAACGCGAUGAAACGUCAAGUUGGAUUCUGUGCUACAUGGGCGCUCGAUAAUAUCUUUAUAACACCAAAUCGAACCUACGCUUAUGAAACAACGGAUGUAUCAAAAAUCAAUGCAAUGCUGAAUCAUGAGGAUGUCAGCGAGUAUCUUAAGAUUGGACCAGAUGGAUUAGAGGCACGCUGUGAUGUGUCUUCCUUUGAGUCUGUCCGCUGUACGUUUGCAGUACAAGAUGGUGUGUGGUUCUAUGAAGCCACUGUGUUUACUCCUGGAGUCAUGCAAAUAGGAUUUGCUACUAAACGAAGUCGAUUUCUGAAUCAUGAAGGAUAUGGAAUUGGAGACGACGAGUCCUCUGUAGCAUAUGAUGGCUGUCGUCAACUUCUCUGGCACAACGCACAUUCCAGUCGACAUGAGCAUGAACCGUGGUGUCCAGGCGAUGUUGUUGGUUGCUUGUUAAACAUUCCUAUGGGAACGGUUAUGUUCUUCUUAAACGGUCGUCCCUUACAAAGACCUCAUUUGGAAUUUCUGCGGAAUCGCCCAGCAGGUGAUGGUGUGUUCGCCGCGGCGUCGUUCAUGUCUUUCCAGCAAUGUCGUUUUAACUUCGGUGCUGAACCGUUCAAAUACCCUCCGGAAGUUGCAUUCAGCACAUUCAACGACGGUGGAGCGACACUAACUUUGGAACAGAAGACCAUCCUUCCUCGGCGUAGACGUCUGGAGCUCCUUCAAAAGGAACCGAUUCCCGAGGAUUACUGUACGAUAUGUUAUGCUAAUCCGGGCGAUACAGUACUUUCGCCCUGCAUGCAUGGUGGCAUUUGCAACACAUGUUCCCUUCAAAUGGAUCAGUGCCCUAUGUGUCGCCAGCCUAUUGAAAAUCGGCUAGCGAUUGAUGAAGCACCACCAGCAGUUGUCCGGAAGGUAUCAGCCGCUCAACUAUAUUCCAGUUCCAGCCAGCAUCGCCUGUCUGCCGGCCAAGCCACUUUCCUUCCUACACAACGGGUCACAACUGAAUUGUGA